This is a messenger RNA of Akanthomyces muscarius, 735 nucleotides long. RefSeq lists its product as uncharacterized. The transcript has a single exon. Bases 1 to 735 code for a protein of 244 amino acids. Lineage: Eukaryota; Fungi; Ascomycota; Sordariomycetes; Hypocreales; Cordycipitaceae. The record is from RefSeq and is a predicted model, not a curated record.
AUGCCUGCGUUGCCGCUUCUGCGCGGGACAGUACCGCACGUUGCGACAUUUGCACAACCACCGCCAUCCUCACCACCCGAAAGCUCCGCAGCCACACCGACCGUCCUCAACGUGACACCCGCCGACCCCCUCGCGGCCCGCGCGCCGCAGAGCACCGACGGCUUCCAGGCCAUCCCGACGACCUACAAGGAGCAGGACUCGUCCCCGCCGCCCGGCACCGUCGCCGGCAUCGUGCUCGGCUCCGUCGGGGCCUUUCUCCUGAUCCUCGCGCUGCUGUACUCGUGCACCGGCUGGGCGCCCGUCUUCCUGCCGUGGUCGUCGUCGUCGCGGCGCACCGUCGUCGUCGAGGACGAGGAGCGCCACCGGCACAAGAGCAGCCGGCGGCACAACCACCCGCGCAGCCGCCGCAGCCGUCGCAGCCGCACCGACACGGAAAUGUACGAGGUGCGCACCGCGCAGCGUGCUGCUGCCGCGGCGUCGCGGCCCAGCAGCAGCAGGAGGCCGCCGCCGGUGCAGAUGCCGGUGCCGCCGGCCAUGAUGCCGGGCGUGCGCGUCUCGCAGACGACGACGAGACAUGGCGGGCACCCGCCGCCGCGCGUGGUCCGCGACGAUGCGACGACGGAGACGGACCUGUCAGAGGAUGAGGUGGUGGUGAUUGAGGAGCACUCGCCGCCGAGACGCUCGUCGCGCAGGAGCGAGUCGAGGCGCGACAGCAGACGGUAUAGUCGCGGCUGA